This is a messenger RNA of Danio rerio (zebrafish), 5517 nucleotides long. Lineage: Eukaryota; Metazoa; Chordata; Actinopteri; Cypriniformes; Danionidae. The record is from RefSeq and is a predicted model, not a curated record.
UGUUCUCUGGAAAAGGAGGGAGGCGGCAGUUACAAACGCUCCUCUUAACUCUCUGACAGCCUCUGGCAGCACUGGAAGAGAGCGAGAGCCAGCAAACAGAGGCUUUUCAGAGCACAGAGAGCGAACUUGUUCAGCGCUGGACUUUUAUCAUGCUGAAUUGACCAGCGUCUUCCCUCUGGGAUACUCUACAAAACGACUGCUCGCAGGACGAGACUCGCAACACAAGAAGCGAAAAUGCUCAGCUUUGAGCGGCCGCCUCCAUUAGCAGCGAUGCAUGCUGGGAGAGAGCCUCCUUCCGUGGCCAUACAACCCCUGAGAAACACUCACCCGCAGCGGAGGAGGACCAAGAGGAUGGAGCGGGGCAAAGCCGGGCUGAGCUCCAAAAAGCUGGCCGUCCUGUCUCGCUCGCUCCUCAUCUGCAGCUCCAGCGCUCAUGAGGAUGCGUCCAGCCCUGAGGAGAAAUACAGAGAACCAUGGGACGUCCCACUGGAGGACAGACGACCAGACGGGACGCUCAUGAGCAGGAGCGUCAGUGUGCAGACCUCCUACAGGGGCCACGAGGGGCCCAAACGAGCCAUGAGGAGGUCCUUCUCCAUCAAGGAGACCAGUUUCUGGAGGAUGUGUGUCGCCACACGAGACGAUGCUUUACACACGGCGGACAGAAAACUCCAAAACUGCGACAAUGAAGCUUCUGUUGCUCAGGAUUUACACAGGGAAACUUACAUCUACUUUGGAGAGCGAUUGGCCCCAUUUAACGGACAGGUCAUAAACGAGCAACCAAACCCGGAGCCUGACCUCCACAAACACAAGACGACGGAGAGCAGAAACACCAGCUCUAAAGCUUUCACUGAAAACAGAGCUCUUUUCACUAACACCACUGAAUCCCAGCAGCUUGGCUACGGCUAUGGAGAAAAGGAGCCAAUGGGAAACAACAAUAACUUGCAGAUGCCAAUUAUAAAGGUGUCAGACGAUGAUGUCAAAGACAUUGACAAUGAAGACCAGGGCUGCCAAGAAAUGUCCUGCAAAAGAUCUCGCUCCAACUCCACCAGCGUUCACCCGUACUGGAUCGGAGACUUGGAGACCAUCAUUAUGAAGACGCCGGAGCUUUUCCCGUGUUCCGCCCACAACACCGCGGCCUUUUACGGCAACAGGAAGAGUCUCUCUCAGCAGCUGGAGUUUCCGCACAGUGUCCCGCAGGCUGUGGUUCGACCGUCUCGCUCUUUGAGUUCUGCACAUUUGGUCCCUUCCUGCAGCAGCGUUCAGGCCUUUAUCAUCUCUAACAUCGUCCUCAUGAAGGGCCACGGCAAGGGUUUGGGCUUCAGCAUUGUAGGAGGCAGAGACAGCAUGUACGGCCCAAUGGGGAUUUAUGUGAAGACCAUCUUUCCUGGAGGUGCAGCAGCUGCUGACGGAAGACUACAGGAAGGAGAUGAGAUACUAGAACUGAACGGUGAAUCUCUGCAUGGUUUAACACACGAAGAUGCCUUACACAAAUUUAAACAAGUGAAGAAGGGUUUGCUGACGCUGGUGGUCAGGACGAGUCUGCGGGUGGGCGCAGUGAUGGGAAGUCAUGGCCAGGCGUCUCAGCUCUGCAGAUCCAGAUCACUGAGCUCCAGCACCGCUAUCAGUCGAGUCAGCGCUGAUCUGGGGGAAUACAACUGCCUGAUUAACCCAGCAAAAGCCCAGGACAGAAUCAUGAUGGAGAUCACGCUGCACAAGGAGUUUGGUGUUGGUCUAGGUAUUGGUUUGUGCUGUGUACCGUCUUCUGGCGGCUGUCCGGGAAUCUACAUUCACACACUGUCUCCUGGAUCUGUGGUUCACAUGGACGGACGAUUAAGAUGUGGUGAUGAGAUCAUGGAGAUCAAUGAGACGGUGGUCUGCAACAUGACGCUGAACGAUGUGUACACAGUUCUGAGCCAGUGCAGCCCGGGCCCGGUUCACAUCAUCAUCAGUCGACACCCCGACCCCAAAGUCUCUGAGCAGCAGCUGAACGAAGCCAUCUCUCAGGCGGUGGAGAACAGCAGAUUGAGGAAAGACAGGAGUCAGUGGAGUAUGGAUGGAUGUAACAGCAGUCUGAGGAGACCCGAGUCCUGUUGCCACAGCAGGCAGAAGUGCAUGCGCUGCGUGGACCGGAGCACCAGUCAGCUGACCUGCAGACGCACACAGAAACCCAUGAUCCGCUCCUGCAGCGAAGGCGCUUACAGCCAACGCUGCUGCAUCCCAAACAGCACCACCGCUCAAUCCUUCCUACACACGGACCACGUCUCUCUAACAACCAACAGUGAGACCUCACUCAACAACACACUGUCUCAAUCCUCCUUCACCGAUGACGACUAUAACAUUCCCUACAAAUGUCCAGUGAACUUCAAUGGAAAGCAGACAUUUGAUGUGAACGCAAGUUCAGGACUAGUAAACCAGCCCCGAAAAUACUGUAGACAGCAACAGGAAGUCAGCAGUCAGGAAGCACUGAAUGUUUCGAGCGGCUCUAGUCGAGAUUCACCAGUUAAGGAGGAAGAUUUGAUGCUCUCACAAAGCAAUUGCCAGUUUUUCUGCAGUCUUUACAGGGCUUUGAGAAAGAUCUCAAGGCUUCUGUUUAAGAAUGAAGUGGUUGAGCACGCAGAACUCGGAACUAAAGCAUCUGCCUGCAUCUCUGAGCCUAAAAGUGACUCAACACACAGAGGGGACAGACUGCAUAAAGAUCCGGAGUGUUCAUCUCAGGUGUGUGGUUCGAGUAAGCGGGUCGGUCUGAGACGUCAAGCUCAUUUGGAGGUCAGUACAGAUCAACCACUUGACCCCUGGGUAAAGCUGACGGACAGCCCUGAGAAUCAGUCAUAUUGCUCUAAAACCAUGAGUGACCAUAAUGGAGAUAGCGAAGUUAAUGGUACAGCCUCUGAAACCACAGAGUCCAAAUCUGAGCAAGCUACCAGUGUUAAAAAAGGGCCCCCAGUGGCUCCAAAGUCUGCACGAGCACGUCAAAGUAUGAAGAGCAUUAAGUCUGGGAAACCGAUAACAGAGGCUUUUAGGAAUCAACAGGAUAACAGGAGCCACGAAACUGGCAGGACCUUUGGGAUUAGUUCGAGAGCUGCUUCAUCGGGAGGCAAUUUGUCAAUCAGGCAGAAGAUCAGCUCGUUUGAGACUUUCUCAAGUCCUGAUGGAUCUGAAAGGCCAAGCUGGCGAAUGGCUCCAACUGCAUCUGUUCCUCCAACAGAGAAGACGACUAAAACCUCGUCUGCAGACUACAGCAAUGCAGACAGAACCAGAGUUAACACAAGCAACUUGCGCAAUAAUGAUUACUGCCAAUCUACACCACCAAUUUCAGCAACCACCCUGCUUUCAGAAGAGCACUCAACUUCCCUCAUUUUAGAGUCCCAUCCUGGGGUAGAAAAACAGUCAACCUCUCAUGAUUCAGAGACCUGUAAGUCAAUCCCUGUUGAGGAACCUACUGUUGACCCUACUGAAGAGAUUACAACCGCUGUGGAGACAGAGCAAGAACUCGUUUCUUCUGCAAAGUCUUCUGUAGAUACUGAGCAUAAACCAGUUUCUUCUUCGGAGACUGAACAAGAACCGGUUUCUUCUACAAAGUCUUCUGUGGAGACUGAACCAGUUACUUCUGCGGAGACUAAGCAAGAACCAGUUUCUUCUGAAAAGGAUUUGCCCUCUGUAACCCACGUCCCAAGAAGAUCAAGCAGCUCAAAAGAAGCCCCUGGAGAAAAAGCAGAAGAUGCUGGGACUCAUGCUGUGAGCUUGAGGACCAGGAGUUUACCCCUCAGUCCCUCUUCAGAUGGCCCCAUCUCAAGCGGCUUGGAAGGGGAGAGCCUGGGGAUCAUCUUGUCCUUCAGCAACCAAGUGUCCAGUGCGCUCAUGCGAUCCAUGCAGUCCCUGCCACAGUCCCCUUGUAUUCGGUUAGGGAACCCUUGGAGUGCCCCACCAGGAUCCCCGCUUCAUAACCCAAUCGAGGAAGACUCUGCUGCUGAAAACCCCCAUGCUUCGACAGCUCUGGAAAACAACGAGAAGGGUUUCUCUGUCAGCUUGGCUGAAUUAAGAGAGCGUACCAUUGAGAGAGGAGAGGAGUGCAAGACGGACGACUGGAAACCUGAACAAGCCCUCACUUCAGCCUCAGCCGCCUGUGCCCAAUCCAUGCUCUCUGUCCUUCCGCAACCGGAGAUCCAGCGGAUGAUUCAGGAAGUGAAGGACCUGGAUGAAGACACGCUAAGGCAACUGGAAGACAUCCACGUCGUGAUUCUACAUAAAGAAGAAGGAGCUGGCUUGGGUUUCAGCAUCGCCGGUGGUAUUGAUCUGGAGAACAAAGCAACUACAGUUCACAGAGUGUUUCCCAGUGGUCUGGCAGCUCAGGAGGGCACCAUUGAAAAAGGAGAUGAAGUCUUGUCCAUCAACGGCCAAACGCUAAAGAACGUGACGCACAGCGACGCCACAGCGAUCCUCAGACAAUCACGGACCCUGAAGCAGGCGGUGGUGGUGGUGUCCAAAAACAAAGAUGCAGAAGGCAAGAGCGCUAACGCCAAUGAGUCCAGCUGUAGCGGUGGAGCCGAGAGCAGCAUCGCAGGAGACGAUGGAGGGGAAGUCGUAACAUUUGAGCUGGAGAAGAACGCAGGAGGAGUUGGAUUCAGUCUUGAAGGAGGAAAAGGCUCGAUUAGUGGAGACAGACCACUAGCUGUCAACAGAAUAUUCACAGGGAGUGAUGCGGAACAGAAGGGGCUGAAGUCUGGAGACGAGGUGCUGCAGAUCCAGGACUCUUCUCUGCAGGGUCUCACACGCUUCGAAGCCUGGACUCUCAUCAAAAACCUCAACGACGGCCGGUUCACACUCAUCGUCAAGAGGAGAAGAUGUGAACAGAGCUAAAACUCCACUCUAAAAGCACUUAGAGAAUAAUCACAGUUUUACAACAUGUUACGAAAUGUCUCCAUUCAAUUCUUUUCAUUUUAAAAUAGAAGGGUUCCCACACCUUGAGGCUAAGGAAUUUUUGUUCACACUUUACAAUAAGGUGCCAUCAGUUCAUUGUUUUACCAACAUGACCUACUUAUGAACAAUACCUGUAUGGCAUUUAUUAUUCAGUUUGACAUUUAUUAAAGCAUUAUUAACAUCCAUGCUUUUAACAUAAACUAACAAUGAACAAAUACUGUAAUGUAUUGUAUAUUGCUCGAGUAUAUUAGUAAAUGCAUUAAUUUUUGGGAACGUUACAAUAAGGUUUCAUAAUUUACAUGAACAAAUAAUGUACAAGACAUUACAGUAUUUUCGUUAAAGCCGUCACGAACUGCCUAAGGAUUUUAUUUUGUACUGUUCUCUGAGGUCCACCAAUAACGUCAUGAAGAUUUGUACAUCAAAACAUCAUCAUUUAUACAAAAUUUGACUAUUUUCAGUGCUGUUUUUGCACUUUGUUUGUAUUAGCGUGAUGAAUUGUACACUGUAAAAGAUGUUAAAUAUUAACAGUUUCAGUAUUUUGUGAUUCACAAGUGUUUUCAGUGUUAUUUACGAUUGUGAAUUGCAUUAUGGGAGGUUGAU